This is a messenger RNA of Oncorhynchus keta (chum salmon), 3427 nucleotides long. RefSeq names its product proline-rich protein PRCC-like. Bases 1493 to 2737 code for a protein of 414 amino acids. The record is from RefSeq and is a predicted model, not a curated record. NCBI's taxonomy places the organism in Eukaryota, Metazoa, Chordata, Actinopteri, Salmoniformes, Salmonidae. The transcript has 7 exons. Gene Ontology annotation, cellular component: nucleus.
ACCAAAAUGGUUGCGAUAAUUGUUGGAUUGAAAUGGUGCAACCAAGAGUAGUAAUAUGUUUGGAGUUUUGUGUCGUUUAAGGUCUGGAAUGUCAGAACGUAAGGAUUUACAGUUAGAAAGAAUGAUGCUGUUGUUGGGGUUACAAAUAAAUGGUAUUGAAAUUCAGUUCUGUUCGAUUCUGGCUCAUACAGAAGUUUAGUAGAUAUAAUAGCAAAAAGAGCAGUAAAAAAUAAUAUUGUGGAUAUACAGGUGCAGUUAGGUAAAGGGGAAAUUAAAACAUUGAUUCAGAAAAAAGGGUUUGAUUGCUGGCAGAGACAAUGGGAUGAAAGUAGUAAUGGCAGACAGUUUUAUAGUACAAGGAUAUCUGUACGGGACAUCGUGGCAUAUAAUAGGAACAAAAGGGAGGAAGUUAUGUGUGGGAUGAGAUUAGGGCAUACAGGAUUGAAUUGAUCUUUGGCUGUAUGGUAGAGGAAACAGUUGAAUAUGUAUUAUUAUUUUAUGAAACGUAUGAUGUGGAAAGGAAAGUUUUUUUGACAGGGCCAGAAUGCACCUGUCAGUUGGUUGUGAUUCGCCAAUAAAACUUGAAGAAGAAGAAAAAGUUGCAGAGGGCAGCUUGAAACUGAAUUUCCUGAAGUCCCACACGGAGAUGAAAGUCAUCAAUGUCGGAGGACUGGGGUUGGAAUGGCGAGAAGAUGCAAGGUGAAAACCCCAACCAACUGUGAAAUACAAGCCUGAGUACUUUCUCCUUUGGAUCAAGUACAGGAGAAAAAAAUGCAUGUCAUGUGCCUGAAAACCCUGAGUAGUCUUGCUGGGGAUCAGAACUGUCCUGUGUGAGUGAGACAUAUUGACAAUAUGCAACAAUAUGUAACAAAGCGUCUCGUCUGCCGGAAAACCACAAGAAGAAGGUAGAUUUGCGUCGAAGCUGCGCAAUAAGUAGCAGCUUGAACACUUCUGUUUUGCACGCAUCUAUCCAUGAAUGGCAUUAGAGACCCAAAAAGGAAAUGCUAGCAAUUGCUAAUGUUAUUGGAUAGAAAUAGCUAUUUUGGUGGAGGAAAGAAACCAUGGGGUAUUGACUAAAUCGAUUGCAUGAUAUUAAAUGUAACGGUAAACUACAAUUAGCUUAACGUUUACAUUAAAAUUCUGUUAAAACGACCUGCUGAGGCCUUGUUAGCUACGAGUCAAUCAAUCCUCGGCCUGUUUGAAACAUUACCCUGCAAGUGUGGCUCGACUUGACUUGAGCCUCGCUAGCCUUUGGCAAGCCAGUUGUUUUUAAAUUCAAUUUUAAAGCUAGCAAUGAAGUUGGUCCAAUUUUAAAUGGUUGUCCACAAUUUAAUUGUUCUCAUGCAAUACGUCUCAUAUACUUUCCUGGCCAAACAAUUGUAGCUAGCUAUCGUGAGCUUGGAAAGUGGGUCGUGGGUGCAGCUGUAGCUAGUUAGACAUAUCUGUAUUUACCCGCUACUUAUGCGAACAAGCUGCUGCAGAAACAUCGAUAAUGUCUUUGGUAGCAUAUGCUAGCAGUGAUGACAGUGAUUCAGAAACAUCUAGUUCCAUCAUCCCGGGGAGCAAACCCGGGUGGCUUUUCGCACGCCUUCCUGCCCCAAAAAUAUCUGCCUCAGAGGCACUAGGAAACGUGCGACCAAGCAAAGGGGCAACACACGCAUCAUCACGGAACACUGUGUCAAGCGAUGGCGACGAGGACUCCGUUACCCGUUCUCAUGCAUUUAAAGGAGGGUUGCCUUUCGAUUUACCUAAGCCGAAGAAGCGAACAGAGCCUGUCAAAAUCACUAUACCUGAGAUAAAAAGAGGGGAUUCUGACUCUGAUGAAGAUGAACCAAGGAGAAAGAAAUCCCUGCCCCAGGGCCCUGGCACUGGUCUUUCCUCCCUCCUGCCUCAGCCCAAAAAUGUGGUUGUGAAGGAGAUGCAGAGGGCCCUAGUGCCUCACACCCUCACCAAGCGGCCGGAGCCAAAGAAAACCACAAAGCCCUCUUUAGGGUCCUCCCAGGGCCACGCCAGUGCUAGCGCAUCUCCCUCCGCCAUCAAAGCAGCAGCCAAGUCGGCUGCCCUGCAGCUAGCGAGGCAGAUAGCUGCUGAGGAAAGUGACGAGGAACUGGCCCCAGAGAACUACUUCUCCCUGGGAGAGAGCUCCAAACCUCUCCCCGCUGUGAUCCCCAGCCUGAACCCGGAGCCUGUCUCCACCUCAGGCCUACUACCCGCUCCUGCAAGCAUACAGCGUGGUACCUUCCAGUCAGACGCUCCUCUGGACUUUAGUGCGAACCAAGAGGGAGCUUGGGGAGGUCAACAGCUAGGGGCGUACCAACAGCCCUCGGCAGAGCCUCAGGGCUACUACAACGAGGCUUACUACCAGGAUCCUGAGUCUGACCCAGCGUUGCCUGAGCCAGAGCAAACUGGUUCCUCCGCCCUGUUUGAUGAUGAAGCGUUCAUGAGGCUGCAGGGGAAGAGGAACAGGGGCAAGGAAGAGGUGAAGUUCCUGGAGAUCAAGGGAGAUGACCAGCUGAGUGGCAACCAGCAGUGGAUGACCAAGAGCAUGACUGAGGAGAAGCAGGAGCGCAAGUCCUUCAGCAAGAAAAAGGGAGACCAACCCACAGGGCAACAGCGACGCAAGCACCAGAUCACAUACCUCAUCCACCAGGCAAAGGAGCGAGAGCUGGAGCUGAAGAACAGCUGGGCCGACAACAAGCUGACUCGCCGGCAAACACAGGCAAAAUACGGCUUCUAAGAACCGUAACAGGAGGCUUGGUGGCAUGCAUAGCCCUCCCCCUGAAGAUUAGAGUAGUACAGUCCACAAGGUUCCCUCAACAACGUGGGUCAUACUAUACCCUUGCAGUGGGGGAGGGGUUACACACCUCAUAGACCCAUCCUUGGAGAUGCUAGCACUGACUUUCCUUUUUGUUCACCCUUAUUUGUUGGCCUCCCUGGAUUUGUGAUACUUAAAACAUUUCUGAUUUAAACCAUUUUGGUGGGACUAUUUUAUAUUAUGUUUGUUCUUGGCUGCAUAGGAAAUCACAUGGUUAAGACACAAUAUGGUUUCCUGGGAAAUACCCUUUAAAUGCAAUUUCAUGUGGUGGUAUUUUUCAUAUGACACCUUGAACCACCAAUGAUCAAUAGUCUGAGAAUAAGAGGAACGUUUCCCAUGUGGUGUCGAUAUUUUCUUCAUCUUGUAUGUUUCCAAGGGUGGGACAGUGACCUGUUCUUAAAUCAUGUCAAUCAAAUACUAAGCUUUCUCUGGGGUUUUGGAUGUUAGAAAACACAUUUGGUGGUCUGGUUGGAAUUGCCCUGUGGUGGCGACACUUCAACCUGACCAUUUUGGAAAAUGUCUCUAUUGGAUUUUGGGGGAGAGUUGGUAUCUUUUUAAAGGAGCCAGAAACUCCUACUGUCCUCUGUGAAUAAACAUGAUCAUAUACAGUGA